Fusarium sp. VM40 is the source of this 2379-nucleotide messenger RNA. NCBI's taxonomy places the organism in Eukaryota, Fungi, Ascomycota, Sordariomycetes, Hypocreales, Nectriaceae. The record is from the annotation of a GenBank genome assembly.
AUGCCCAAGCCAAGAACAAGACGUGGCGUUGGCCGCGAGGAGAAGAAGCGAAAGAGACUCGAAGAGGCCGAACAGCAAGAGGUCUACGAAAACGACACCAAGCGCCAGCGCACCUUUGGAGACGAUGAUCAUGACGACAACAACAAUGGCUUCGAGCAAGAUGGCCCAGGUCUUGAGCAGAACGGCAUUGGCGAGAAGGAGUUCUUCGGAAUGCUCGCAGACGAAGAGCAAGAAUACUUCCGUCGCGCUGACGAGUUGCUAGAGCUCAACCAAUUCCCAUCGACCGAAGACCGCGAUGUUUUUCUCGAAAACGUCUGGAAGGAGGCCGAGGGCAAGGAGCUCAAGCUAGCCAGCAGUCAGUCAUGCUCGCGACUGAUGGAACGCCUCAUCCAACUGUCGAAUACCGCCCAGAAGAAGCACCUCUUCGAUGCCUUUGCCGCACACUUUCUCUCUCUUGUACAGCACCGCUUCGCAAGCCACUGUUGCGAGGCUCUCUUCUGGCGCUCGGCCGGCGUUGUGUCACAGGAGCUAUCUGGUUUUGUGCUCGACACCAAGGGUGCAAGUGUAGAUGCGCAAAAGCCUGAGAGCUCCAUGGAGGAACUGUUCCUCGCGACACUCGAUGAGUUAGAAGGCGCCUUGUCCUACCUUAUCACCGAUCGAUUCGCAUCACACACUCUGCGCGUGCUCCUGCUCGUUCUCGCCGGUCGACCUUUGGAGGACGCAUCAGUGAAAAGUCUCGUCAAGAGCAAAAAGAAGGAGAAAAUUUUUGUCGCUGGAUCUGCAGCCACAGACGAAGCCAACCAGGGCUUGAGAGCCGUUCCUGAAUCGUUUUCUAUGGCUACCAAGAAGAUCAUCCAGGACUCCACGGCUGGGAUGGAUGCCACCGCCCUUCGAGUGCUGGCCAGACACCCUAUUGGAAAUCCCACUCUACAGCUUCUCCUCGAGCUCGACCUGACACUCAACAAGAGCGAGCAGAAGGCCGAGUCUGAACAGCCAACUCUACUUUUCCAGCUAUUGCCUGGUGCCCCCAAGUCGCUAUAUGACAGUUCAUCAGAAGCCUCCGAGUUUAUCAACGGCAUGAUCUACGACCAGAUUGGCUCACGACUUAUCGAAACACUCAUCACACACUCCCCCGGCAAGAUCUUCAAGGCUCUCAACCAGAACAUCUUCCUGCCCAGAAUAGAAGGUUAUGUCCGAAACGACAUUUCUUCCUAUGCUGCCAUUCGAGUGUUAAAUCGCCUUAGCAAGGAUGACCUAGUACAGGCCGUGGAGAAGAUUGCGCCCACCGUACCCCAAUUGGUCGAAAAGUCAAGAAUCAACGUUCUCAGAACUUUGUUCGAGAGAUGUAAUGCCCGUGGCGCAAACGACGAGAUCAAGAAACUCAACAAGGGGCUGAAGGAGGGAUGUGGAAAGACACCUGCCGACCUGAUUAUUUUCUUGUGUGGCCUGAAAGACGAAGAGAAGAAGAAGAAGGAUGUUCAGCAACUCUCCAAAAACGAAUACGCAAUCCAGUCUCACGGAGCACAACUCCUCACCACACUCUUAAACAUUUCUGGACCGACAAAGGGUGUUCAAGAGUCUCUCCUUGCUCUCGAGCCAGCUACUCUGGUUCAUCUUGCAACAACCUCCAUGCCCACCGUUACCGUCCUUACUACCGCCUUGUCCAUCUCCUCCUCCAACCCUGCCUUCCACAAGUCCAUCGCGAGCGCCAUUCUGCCUCAUACACACGAACUCGCUGUUUCGCAAUUCGGCCACAACCUCAUCAAUGCCAUCAUCGAGGUUCCUAGCAAAGGCAAGGAGCGAAGCAUUCCUUUCCACAUGAAGGAGGCGUUCAUGGCGCGACUGGGCGAGCACGAAGCAGAGCUACGAGAUAGCUGGAUGGGUAGAAGUGUCUGGCGCAACUGGAAGGGUGAUAUGUGGAAGACCCGCCGUCUGGACUGGAAGCUAUGGAUGAAGGAGGUUGAUGCCAACAUUCCUUCAAGCCUGCCGCAGCGUGGACCAAAGGUUGCAGAGAAGAAGCCCGACCGCAAGCCUGCUCCUGAGGCUGUGGAAGAGCCCGUUUUCGAGCAGCCUGCCAUUGAGGAACUUACCAUCGAGGAGCCCGUUGCUGAGCCUGUAGUUGAAGACGACACCAAGAUGGAUGUUGACGAGGUAGUUGCAGAUGAUGAUGACGAGGAGAAGAAGGCAAAGAAGAAGAGCAAGAAGGAAAAGAAAGACAAGAAGGAGAAGAAGGACAAGAAGGAGAAGAAGGACAAGAAGGAGAAGAAGGACAAGAAAGAUAAGACAGAGAAGGAGAAGACAGAGAAAAAGGAGAAAAAGGAGAAAAAGAAGAAGAGCAAGACUGAUGAUGCCAAGGCAGAUGAGGAGGCCGAGGAGUAA